AGUCUGGGUUACCGCCCACUCCUUUCUCUGGUUGUGCAGCAGUUUAUGCACAGUUGUUGCCUUUAAGCAGCUCUGUGAAGACCGAGUGGGUACAAAAUGGCAUCCCAGCAGCUCUAUCUGAGGUUAAUAGGGCUGGCUGUAUUGGUGACACUGUUGGCACUAAAAGAUGUAGCUGGUGACAGCAGCUUGCACAAGAUCUUAAGGAAAAGAGAUGUGGCGGGACCUGGUACUACCCUAUCAAAGUCGUCUGUUGCCGUCCCUUCUUCCAAGGCUAAAGAGUUCCUGGCAAAGCUAAGCAGAACCAAGAGGAACAUUUGGGAUCGCAGCAGACCAGACGUACAGCAGUGGAUUAUGCAGUUUAUGUAUAUGGGAUUUGAUGAGCAGCGGCUGGAGGCUGACCUGUCGUACUGGAUGGACCACGCACGCUCCAGUGACCAAGGGCGUCAGCAUCACUAUGAUGAAAAUUCCCCCAUCAGCCCACGUGACCCCAGUUCUUAUAGACACGGAGCUAAUGUCAACUACGACUACUAUUAACUCCAGUCAUACACAAACACAUUUGUGAAGAGUAAAAGGGGUUUGUGUCUUUAUGUAAGUCAGUCAUCUUUGACCUGCCACACAUCUGCUCUGGCACCUUUGUCUUGAUUUGUUACACCCACCAGUACAACUCAUUCCCAAGUCUUUCUCUUCAUUCCCACAUAUUAGAUACAAAAAUGGACAUAGUCUGGCAUUAUUGUAAAUAAAGAUGUGACUUUGUACUGCCCAAA
Molecule: messenger RNA, 764 nt
Organism: Lates calcarifer (barramundi perch)
Lineage: Eukaryota; Metazoa; Chordata; Actinopteri; Centropomidae
Gene: ecrg4a
Product: ECRG4 augurin precursor a
Exons: 4
Coding region: 97-534 (145 amino acids)
Biological process (GO): anaphase-promoting complex-dependent catabolic process; regulation of cell population proliferation; G1 to G0 transition
Source: RefSeq, a predicted model, not a curated record